Miscanthus lutarioriparius is the source of this 396-nucleotide messenger RNA. Lineage: Eukaryota; Viridiplantae; Streptophyta; Magnoliopsida; Poales; Poaceae. The record is from the annotation of a GenBank genome assembly.
AUGGCCUCGUACGAGAGAUAUGGAUACGGGAGCGCUGGGUUCUUCGAGGUCGUGCAGGGCCUCCACCCGCGCGGAAUCCCCAAGUCCGAGGCCAGGGGUGGAGCCGGUGUCGCCGUGAAGAAGGUGAAGAAGUAUCUCGCCAAGAUGGACAGGGCGGUGGAUUUCGACUUCUACGACGACGACGACCUCCGCUACGUCCGCUUCAAGUCGCCCUUCGACCGCCGCCCCCUCAUCGGCCGCCGUCCGCACCCCGGGAAGAACGCGGGGAAGCGCACCCUCCGCCUCGUCGGGAGCAGCAGCCCGGACUACAUGCGACAAUGUGAAGAGGCUGCAUUUGGCGAUUUCAAUGACUGGGAAGACGAGGAGUACGAGGGCUAUAAGGUUGUGAAGAUGUGA